Messenger RNA from Alosa alosa (allis shad), 3438 nucleotides. RefSeq lists its product as uncharacterized. The record is from RefSeq and is a predicted model, not a curated record. The transcript is spliced from 3 exons. Lineage: Eukaryota; Metazoa; Chordata; Actinopteri; Clupeiformes; Clupeidae. Gene Ontology annotation, molecular function: ubiquitin protein ligase activity; protein binding; zinc ion binding. The coding region runs from base 218 to 2158 and encodes 646 amino acids.
UGCGAAGAGCGGUGGGUAGCACAUCAGGAUGGAAGACAUUUGAAAACAACACGAUAAAGUAAGCACUAACAAGGAGUAAAUGUGCAACAUUUUAAAAGUAACCAUCCGAAUGUCUAAGUGGACGAAACUGAAGCUUAUGUGACCAACCUCACUUCAGGAAACGACGUGGGAAGUGGCAUUCGUAGUAAAGUGUUUAUGUCUUAAGCAUCCCCUCACCAUGUCAACGAUGGAUCUCCAUCCCCACUGCUCCACAUGCGUGAACCUCCACUGCCCGGAGCCGGCUCACCCGGGCGCUUCCUGUCAACUCACUUCCUGCCCGCUGGCAUGCGGGGCGGCGUUCCACAGCUGCAAGGCGUCCGAGCACCGUCUCCUAUGCCCGCUGGAGCCCGUGGCAUGCCCGAGCCGGGCUUACGGGUGCCCGCUCACCAUGCCCCGUGCCCGCGUAGCACAGCACCUCUCCGUCUGUCCAGCCAGUGUGGUGCGGUGCAGAAACACACAUUUUCCCAACAUGCAACACACCGCAGGUGCACACACACUCGUGCUUGCCGCAAGCACGCCCGACGAACACUCUGCAGACACAUACACUGCAAGUGUUCACUGCACCGAUGCAAACACCUCGAAUACAAAUGUCCCCCUCACACACUCUAACUUCAUACAGGCGUCAAGCACUCAGACACAAAAUGUAAACUUGUGUAAAAUUACGUCAGGGAUUAAUUUCAAGGAUAUUCCAGAAGACCCAAUUCACAAGAGGAACAAAAGCCUCCCUAAUGGAGAAUAUGUUCUCUGCAACAGCGUCACCAAUGUAAGUAAGGACCUGGACCAGAGCGUCACUGAAGCUGCUUCAACCAGAAAACCAAUCACAACAGCGGCUGCAAAGACGGACAACCACCUUGACCAAUCAGACAGAGCUGAGACCAACAAAGGCGGGAGUGAGGGCCAAUGUGGAGGCACAUCUGCUGAUGCCACGCCUGGCACACACCGGUCCGCUUGUGAGAGCAGUGCAUCAGGGGAAGAGGAGUGCCCUAUGAGUGGACCCCUGAGCGAUCUGGACGCCUUCCCUCCGUGUUAUGACCGCGAGGCCAGGCUGCUGCUGCUGCAACGCUUCCUCCCUCCAGAGCUCAGUGCCCGAUUGGCUGACACGCCCGCCAAUCAUGGUGGCGAACCAGCCCAGGAGGAGAACCAACCAAUGGAAGAGUGCUCCACCACAGCCGACCACGCAGGAUUGGUCAAACCCGGGACCAUCACCACCACAACUGAAAACAUGGAGGGAUCACCAGGAGAGGCACACUGGACGCAAGAACCCCUCAACGCUACUCCGACCACCACCACAGCUGAGAUGCCAUCCCAAACGGCACCCAUCCUAGGGACUCAGACGGGCACCUUAGUGUCUCCAGGCCCAUGCCAACACCCUGGCGAGCCCCCUGGCAUGUGUGGUCACCUGUUCCGCCGUGACGAGUUCCUCUGGCACAGCCGCAACGUCCAUGCUGACCUGGACCUCCUGGAGCGCGCCUGCCCACUGUCCACCUACGGCUGCCCCGUCACCCAGCGCCAGCUCUGCGCCUCCACCGGUGGCGGCCGCACCCGUGCCCACCUAGUCUACGAUGCCCGCCUGGGUGCCUACGGGCUGCGUCCCAUCAGCCCACCAGGCCCCGCCGCGGUGACCCCUGACCCCCUGGGCCACGAUCGCCUCAGCACGCUCCCGCUGGAGCUCUUGCGCCACCUGCUGGGCUACCUGGAUGGAUUCAGCCUCAACCAGCUGGCACUGGCCUCGGGCCGAAUGAGGGAGGUGUGUGCCAGCCUGCUGCGAGCCCGUGGCAUAGUGCUGCUGCGCUGGGCACAGUGCCCUCACAACGACACUGACCAUGCUGGCGCUCGGAGAUGGAGGGUUCAGGAAAAGGUGUGGCGUUUCAGCAUGGCCUUCAGCUGUGUGGAAUCCUGGGAUUUGGUGGAGGCCCCCAGCUUGUCCAACCACCUGCAGUGCUGCCUGUGGAACCAGGUGGAGCGCCCUCUAGAGGCCAGAGCCCUCCCCUGCAUGAGCAGCACGGCAGAGCUGGAGCGGCAGAAGCCCAUCAGGGCCUACCCCCCCGCCGGGAGGAACGCAUCAGCGCUCUUUCAUUCCCUCACUGCUGUGGAGAGCCCUGACUCUGGCUGUAGAUAAGAAGGAGAGAAGUAUCGUGUGUGCAUGCGUGCGUGUGUGUGUGUGUACACACUUUACUUAACCAAGAAGGGAAGACAGCCUUAAUCAUGUAUGGCUUAGUGGAGUGUGAGGUUUACAUAGGUGUGCUCUGAUUCAGGAGUUUGUGUGUGUGUGUGUGUGUUUGCAUAAGUGCUACAUGUCAACUCUCAGGAUGGGCCAGCCUGCUACUUCACCACAGCUGCACAUUUCUUUUCCUUCUCUCUUUCUGUUUUUGUAAAAGAGCACAUAACAUAGUCCUAAGAAGUGUGUGUGUCUGUGUGUGUCAGUGUGUGCGCGCAUGGCAUGCGCAUAACUGCUACAUAUCAACUCAGGAUGGGCCAGUCUGCUACAUCAUUAUUGUGCUCUCUUUCUCUCUUCUAAAAUGCAUGCACACAAACACAUGCUUUUGGUACCAUCUUAGAAAGGUUGCUUUUGUUGUUGAGUGCAUUAACAUAGAGGACACCCAAAGAAGUGUGUGUGUGUGUGUGUGUGUGUGUGUGUUGGUGGAAGCACUUUAACUAGCCCUUGCUGCAUUCAUUGUUGUGGAUCUGGAGCUGAACAAAAGUGUCUUAAGAACGAUGGCGUUCUGGGAUGGGCUCAGCUUUGCUACUGCAGACUGGGGCAUGGAUGACAAACAUGUCACAUGAGAUGGAGUCAGUGGACAGCUUUUGUCCUGUUGAAUAAUUCAACUUGAGUAGUGGAGGGAACACAGAAGUUAGUGACAUGCCGUGCAUGAUGUGAUACUCAGUGUUGUCCUAUUAUUUAAAAAAAUAAUGACAUUCCCUCCUUGUCAGUGAUUAUAUUAAUAAAAAUAUGGGGUCCAUAGGGUUGUACUACAGAACAAGGUAACUGGCUAAUCCAGGUCCACUUAUUAACCUUGCUUGGUAUUAUAGCCUUCAGAAGUUCAUCAAGGACAAAUAAAUCUUUUGGGUGAAUGCGGUAUGUAAUGUUUACCAACAGAACUUGCACCUGUUGACUUUUCAAAGGGCUAAAAUGUGAGUUGUUAAAAAAAAGCUUAAACUCAUAGCAUGGUUGUGGAAUUGUAGUUCCUGUGAUGCACUCUGAUAACCAUUCUGAUACAAUGUAGCAGGUGUUGUAUAAGCAUGAUGCUUCCCUCUGCUGGACAGUUUUGAAAUUACAUGAGAAGUAUUCAAAGCAACAAAUGCCAUUUGCACUUGCAUAUUCCUGGAAGUAGCAUUAUGUACUAGAGAUCACAUAUCCCAGAGUACAUGGACAUGAAAGAAAAUAAACACAUAACACUG